AUGAAUACCCGCAAUGCCAUUGUAGACGGGAACCACAACCGCACCAGUAAGUUUUUGAGUGUGGACUUCAAUCAGGACUACACAUGCUUCAGCUGUUCAAUGCAAAACGGGUUCAUGGUAUUCAAUGUAGAUCCUCUUGAAUGCAAACUUUCAAAACAAUUCAGUAAUCCCAAUGCUUGCGGGAUAUCCAUGUCUCGCAUGCUGUAUCGCACGAAUUACGUGGCGCUCGUUGGCGGAGGUAGAAAACCAAGAAUGCCUCCUAACAAAUUGGUGAUCUGGGAUGACCUACAGCAACGAGAAUCUCUUACACUGAGCUUUAUGUCAGCGGUGAGAGGAGUCUUUCUAUCGCGCAUACACAUUGUGGUAGUUCUAGAGAGUUCCCUCGAAAUAUAUGAAUUUGGUGGAACGCCCAAGCGGCUCAUAGAACCCCUUGAUACCUGUGCAGGAGCUGCAGCAGACUUCGUGGUGUGUCAGCGUGUGACACGCAGAGGUUCGACAUCGGAACCUGCAGUUCCUCAAACAAUAACGCGUGGCGUUCUUGCGUUUCCCUCCGCUAGAAACCCAGGCCAAGUACAAGUUGCGGACUUGUCACAUGUGCAAUCGAGUGAGGCCCAGGAGAACAAUGCAGCUCAGCUUCCGACUUCCAUAAUUAAGGCUCAUAAUAGUCCCAUAAGGCUCAUCAAAAUAAGUCCCAAUGGCACCAUGGUUGCCACAUGUUCGAUGCAAGGUACGCUGAUCAGAAUCUUCAGCACUCAGAACGGCUCACUGAUAAGGGAGUUCAGAAGAGGUCUCAACCGCGCAGAUCUUUACGAAAUGGCAUGGAGCUCUCGAGGCUCACGACUCGCAGUUAUCAGCGAUAAACAGACGCUGCACGUUUUCCAAAUAACGGAUGAUGAUAGUGAAACGAAAAAUAAAACUCACGUUCUCAAAGACUUGCCGCUUCUUUGGAAACCAAAAUAUCUUGUGUCUGUUUGGGCAAUGUGCUCCUUACACUUGCACUCCGCACUGAAGGGAAAGGGUACAAUGAAUGAUCAGGAUUUCUACAAUGAUCGAUGUAAAGUAGGUUGGUGUCAUGACGGUGACGAGGACUCUUUGGUGCUGGUAUGGAAGGACAGUGGUAUUUGGGAAAAGUACGUGCUCCUGGAGAAGGAGCCAAGGUCUUUCACCGUAAACGAUACCUUGCAAACUUCGCCAGCUACGCCGCAUAAGAAAGAGUGGGAAAUUGUCAGAGAGAGCUGGAGAAAAUUGUAA
Messenger RNA from Lachancea sp. 'fantastica', 1251 nucleotides. Lineage: Eukaryota; Fungi; Ascomycota; Saccharomycetes; Saccharomycetales; Saccharomycetaceae. The record is from the annotation of a GenBank genome assembly.